Molecule: messenger RNA, 1278 nt
Organism: Danaus chrysippus (African queen)
Lineage: Eukaryota; Metazoa; Arthropoda; Insecta; Lepidoptera; Nymphalidae
Source: the annotation of a GenBank genome assembly
AUGUUGAGAGGAGAAAGUGACCUUUUAUUCAAUGGCGCAAAAUAUUACAGCUUCAAAGGUAUACCGUACGCUGCUCCACCGAUUGGGAAUUUACGAUUUAAGCCACCACAGCCCCCUCUGCCGUGGAAGGGCGUCCGAGAUGCAACGAAAUUUGGAUCAGUUUGCACUCACUUCAAUAUAACAAAAGUAGGGGACAGUGCCGCCGCAGGAUCUAUUACGUACCACAUCGUGUCUCCGAUGUCCAGGGGACUUUUCCAUAGAGCGAUAGCUCAAAGUGGCUCCUGUUUUAAUGAUUGGGCUUUAGCAACAGAUAAAAUUAAGAGAGCUUUUAGAGUUGGGAAAGUACUGGGGAAAGAAACAGACAAUGUCUAUGAAUUGUAUCAAUAUUUCAUGUCCUUAGAUAAGUUCAAACUGACAAAUGUUACUUUGUCUUCUACUACAUAUGAUGAAAUGUAUCGAGGUCCUCCAGGACAGUUUGUACCAACGAUAGAAAAGAAAUUUCCGGGCGUAGAGGCAUUCCUAACUGAACAUCCGAUUAAAAUUGUACAAAAAGGUAAUGUGGCGAAGGUACCUUUAAUGAUUGGUUACAACAAUGGAGAAGGACUGCUUUAUCUUAAUCGAUACCUCGAAAGACUGGCUGUUUACAGUAAAGAACCUUCGUAUUUCGUUGGCAAACAAGUAGCUAGCCAGGUAUCGCAUGAGAAAUUAGAAGAAUUUGGCCAAAGAAUAAUAACAUUUUAUCUUGGUAAUAAAACAUUAACGAAGGAAGAUAUUAAACCUCUCACGGAAUUAAAUGGAGACACCAUUUAUAAUUACAAUAUACACAGAUUCAUCAAUAGCUAUGCUAGUGUGAGCCAUCCAAUAUAUAUGUACCAAUUCCACUUUGAUACCGAGCUGAAUGUAGUCAAAGUUAUGUAUGGCGUCAGACAUCUUAAAGGUGUGUGUCAUGGAGACGAACUUUGGUACGUGUUCAAGAACUUUUGGAACGAUUAUCUAUAUGAGAAACAUUUGAGGUUGAGGGCAAUUAUAUUCAGGGUGUCUAAAAUCUGGACGGAUUUUGCGAAAACAGGGGAACCAAUAUCCAGAAACAGUGAUGAAGAAUACUGGAGGCCUUUUACAAUAAAAAAUAAAGAAUAUUACAAUAUAGACGAAACAUUCUCUAUGGGUUACUACGCUGACAGAGAGAGAAUUGAGUUUUGGGAUAAAAUAUACGAAGAAGCUGGAUUGCCACAUAUAAAAUCCAUAAACAUAGAAUCAGAAGAUACAAACUUAAUAUAA